UGAGCGCUGGGCUUUAAUCCACCGUGCUAGUUCCGAGGCGCGCACCGAGCCGUUGAUCUAUUUCUACAUCUAUCCGGCUUCGUUAAACCGUUUAAUUACGAAUUUCAGCAGCGCUGUUUUUAUUGAACCACAAGCUUCGAUGUACAAUCAUCCCAAAAAAAUAUUCUUUGGGUUAUAACAGAUAGUCGAGUGUGUCGAGGACAUUCAAACGGAAGGCGGGAGCCGCUCUGACGGGAGUCUGUCAACACAGUCGCGCGCUUUUAUUUUCAUUUUUUCCCGCUCAGAUCAAGCAUGGCGCAAUUCCUCGAGGAUCCGGCGCUGCUCACGAAAGAGAAGCUAAAGAGCGAGCUAGCGGCUAAUAGCGUGCCUCUGCCCAGCGCCGACAGCAAGAAAGACGUGUAUGUGCAGCUUUAUCUGAAGAACCUGACGGUGCUCAACAAGAAGAACAUCUCUGCUCCAGCUCCAGAAACUUUCUCCAGCGAUGAGGAGAUGACAGCGCCGCCGGUGUCUAACAGGAGCCGCUCGGGGAAGAAAGCCACAAGAAAGACUGACAGAGUUCGGGCAGAAGAGAACGACGUCUCUGGUUUGACAGACGAAGAGUUGAAGGUCCAGCUUCUGAAGUAUGGAGUCCAUUCAGGACCAAUUGUUGCCUCUACACGUAAGGUGUAUGAGAAGAAGCUUCAGGAGCUCCUGGAGCAUCCGCCGCUGGAGACCACCCUCCCUGAACCUGAGACCACCCUCCCUGAAGCAGUCACCAUCAAAGCAGAUGGAAACCACAACGGCAACACACACUCAGCCGAAGAAGAACAGUACAGCGACAAAGAAGGAGUUGACCCUGUUUCAGAGCCGGUUCCCGUUGUGACUAAACUGGUCCGGAGCCGAGGAAAGACUCCAGUCACCAUCAGAACCAGCAGCAGACAGCGAGCUAAACAGCAGGUGGAGGAGACCGCAGCAGUCAGUGAAGAAUCAUUUGUGGAUGGAGGAGAUAUUUUGAAGGAAAUCUUCCCUAAUGAACCUCCCACUCCAACUGGAAUAACUGCCACAUGUCGGAGGUCGAUCCACGGUGCUGCUGGUCGUCCGGUGAAGCCGCUGAACCUCUGGUCCGAGGAGCCCCUCCUGAAGCAGAACACGUACACAGUCACCAAAUCCUCCGUCACAGAUGUUCGCAGCGGAGCGUCGACCGCCCGUCCCAAACCCCGCCGCUGGUUCGCUUUCUGGUUGAAGCUUCUGGUGUUCAUCACACUGGCUGCAUCUCUGUAUUACGCCUUCCAGAGCGUCUCCACUGAUCAGAUCAAUGCCUGUCAGCUCUAUGUCCAGGACAAUGUCAUCACACCCAUCGUCCAUUACAUUAGCUGGGGAAGCCCAUCCGAGGGCGACGACGGUAAAUGAGCAGCCCGCUCCAUCGACCAGCUUCAGCAUGCAUCUACUGCCAGACUGAUUUUCUAGUGCUUUACAGAGCGACGCGUCGGCAGGGUUCGGGGAGGGAGGGAUUCUGGUUAUUGCAGUUUGACCCGAGCGGUCACAUCUGAAUAGACUCGUGUUUCAAGUAGUCUUUAAACUCUGUGCAUUGUGUGUUUUGAUCAUGCUUUGUGAUUUUACGGUUUUGUAGCAUUCGAGACGAUGUAGAGAAGUGUAGUGUUCGCUCAUAAUGAAUCAUUCGCCGCUCGCUCAGUGGCGUCCCUGUUCACAACGAGAAGUCAAGUGCCAAGAUAUGGCCAACACGAGAGAGAGGGGGCUGGAAGGAAACGCCUGGAGCUGAAUGUUUGGGGAAAUGGUUUAUUUGAUAACAGAAAUGUUUUCCUGAGUAAUCAUGGUGAGAUUUUUUUGUUUUUGUUUUUAGUUAGCACUUCUGAAUCAGACUUAAUUAAGCGUUGCUAAUGAGUUUUAGUAUAAUAGGGUGACUCUCAAAAAAAAAUUAUGUGGGUCAUGUUUCACUAUAAAAUCCAGGGGGUGGGGGGGGGGGUAAUCUCUCUUUCUCUCUCUCUCUCUAUAUAGAAUAUAGAAAGUAUUUUGCAUGUUUUAAGACUUUUUGCAUUGUGUUGGUAUAAUGCAAAAAAAAAAAAAUAUUAUUUCAUAUAAAUGCAUUGCAAUUAACAUAAUUCAAAAAAAGUUGUAUUACUGCAAUGUGGUGGGGGGACUAUUGUCAUUACUUUAGUGUAAAAAAAUGUACACUUGCAUUACUGUAAUUAGGGAAAAUUCUGUUAUGCAAAAAAAAAAUGCAUACAAUUUUUUUUUUUCUUACAAUUGGCAUAAAAAUAAUUAGAUUCAGUCACAGUGUACACAAUUUACAUUAUAUAAUGUAACAUUUUUGAAUUGCAGUAAUGAGAAUUCGGUGGAAUGUGUUUAACUGAAAAUAUUCAAAAUAAUUAGCAAAUGAUUCUGUGGUGAAAUAUGGCUUUGGCAUAUUCCUGACGGUUUUUGUGAGAUUCACCCAGUUGCGUUUGUUUUUAUCGGUUUGUAGCAGUGAAAUGUUCAAGCUGCUAAACUAGCAGCUCAGAUGAUGUUUGGUUUUAGUACUAGACAGAUUGAUUGAUAUUUAUUUUUUUCAUCCAGACCUUGAAAUAAAAUGUGGUCUUUGAAUGUCUCGUGUAAUAAAUGAUGGUGGGAGGCAGUCUGUUUUUAUUUUUAUAGAUAAUGGCGGCUUGUUAAAUGUGUUUGUGAUGUUUUCAUAAUGUGAUGUGGCAUUAGAGCUGAUUUUAAAACCUGUAAUGAAAAUGGAGUCCACUUGUUAUUGACUAAUCCGAGUGUCUGUUAUUGCUCAAACACUGGUGUUCAUGAGACUAAACUGAAUUCAUUUCUGUGCGGUUAAAAAAAAAAAAACGGUCAGGAUAUAUUUAGUCACUAUAUCUUCAGAGAAAUACAGGGGUUUCUUUUUUAUAUUUUGCUACUCUGAUUAGUUAAUUUUUAACUGCUCUAUUUUUCUAAUGUCUUCUAUAUGAUAAAAAAACUUUUUUUUUUUUAACUCGAUGGGUUACUUCAAAUGUAGAUAUACCCUAACCACUAACUAACAUCUUAGCUUUGUCCUGUUGUGUCAAAGGCAGUAAAUGGUACAAAAGUCCAAUUUGCACUUUGUAUUUAGGCAGCUAAUUGUGGGAAACCGGUUGUACAGAAUGAAUUAUUUAUCCUUGAUUCAAUACAAUUCUUGUGUGAAAUAAAAGAAGAACAUUGAAAUCCAA
This is a messenger RNA of Carassius auratus (goldfish), 3176 nucleotides long. Its product is annotated as lamina-associated polypeptide 2, isoforms beta/gamma-like. Gene Ontology annotation, molecular function: DNA binding. NCBI's taxonomy places the organism in Eukaryota, Metazoa, Chordata, Actinopteri, Cypriniformes, Cyprinidae. The transcript has 7 exons. The record is from RefSeq and is a predicted model, not a curated record. Bases 292 to 1389 code for a protein of 365 amino acids.